GUGUAUGCAGUUAGUAAUUUAUCAUCGAUUAUUUAAUGAUGGAAAAUACCGCAACCGCAACGGCUCCAUCCACUGUACAAGAUUUGAUGGCGUCUUGGGGUUGUACGGCGGAGACCAUCGAUGUGUUUAAAAGAAAUGAUAUUGGGAUAGAGUUGCUAAAGCAUCUCAAUGACAAAGAGCUUCGCGAACUGUUGCCUAAUUCACUUGGCAUGCGUAAGUUGAUAUCAUUGCGAAUUAGGGAAUUGCAACAACAGGACGACUGCAAUGCUUCCGAUUCAACAAUUAGAGAAACCGAAUCUCCCGCUUCGACAAUUACUAUUUACAGCGACGAUCCUAGUGGAAUUGAAGGGGCGACUACACCAAAUAUCCAUAACACAACGGCAACAGAAGUCUCCCAAGACAUACAAUUUGAAUUUAUUGAUUUUAAUGUAGCGAAUAUUAUCACACCACAAUUAAGUUUUCCUGAUUUUGAUCUUCGGACUCUACUGCAAACUACUCCAAUGGGAAGUAGUAUAUUGAAAUACUAUCAGCAGCACAAUAUUUUGGACCACACGCGUCGUACAAGGCUUGUGGACAUAAUUAUUAAACAUAUGUACAGUUACAUCAUAAAAAACCGUAUGAAACACGAAGAGUACAAUCAAGUAGCUGCUAAAAUUAUUAGUUUGUUUCCUCGAGAAUGUUUAGGAACUUACUAUGUUCCACCAAUAAGGAAAUCAGAAUCCAUUAUAGGAAAAUCAGUUUUGGCAAGGGGAAAAUUGGUGGAUAAGGUUCGUAAUUUGAUUCAUAAGUGCGAAGAAGCGAAUCCCAAAAGAAAAAGAAGAUCGAAAGAGUCAAACGACAGCACAGAUGAAAUACUUGAGAAGAGGGGACGAGUUAACAAUGAUGAUAUGACAUGGCUAAAGGUGAACAGUGAACCAUGGGCGGAGGUAAUGGAAAAAUGGAACAAUACAUACGAUCUAAGACGUUGUGACAAAGAUUGUCCUACCGUACAGGAAUAUUUAGAAAGAUGGCCCAUUUUAAGAGACCUAAGAAGUGAUGUGUUGAUUAAUCAAGAUUUUCGAAAGUUGUUCCCAGAGAAGGAACUGAAACUUUAUACAAAGUGGGAAUCAUUUUUUGAAGUGGUCGCGAACUUAAAGUUAAAUUGCCUAAAAGAUUCCGUGGCUUUGCAACUGCACGAAUCUGUCCCGCAAACUGAAAACGAAGAUGCUAAAUUUCUGAAGCAAUUGACGCUUCUGCCGUAUUUUCUCCCACCAAAGGGAAGGAUUAUUACCCAAAAGGCGAUAAAUAAACAUUGGAAGUUUUCAACGUUAGAAACUCUUCACGCCAUCGUUGUCACGGCAAAGGUUGCAGGUGACAUAGAACCGGUUAUCUCUCAACAAGUUCAUAAUGCCCAAGCAAGAGGUCAAAGAGUACAGCCGUACCUCCUAGUCGAAGGGACUGCAGAGGAUCCCAAAAGGUUUUAUGUAGUAAUAGACGGUAGGGUGCACCUAUCUUGUGAGAGUGCGAAACGAUCUUUCGACCUACUGUUCAAAAUUUUCCAUGUGAUUAACGCCAACUACCCCAUUCAGGCGGAGUACAUAUACACAUUGCUGCAAAAAUGUGUCUAUGAAAUUAAUUUACCAUCCGACAAAAUUCCACCUUAUGUUUCUGAUAUUUUAUCGAAUUUCAAGUAAGUUAUAAUUUACAAUGAAGU
Molecule: messenger RNA, 1693 nt
Organism: Photinus pyralis (common eastern firefly)
Lineage: Eukaryota; Metazoa; Arthropoda; Insecta; Coleoptera; Lampyridae
Exons: 7
Coding region: 36-1673 (545 amino acids)
Source: RefSeq, a predicted model, not a curated record